CCCGCAGGAGAAAAAGAGGGGAAGGGCGUCGACGUCACAAGCAGCUCUCCUGCUGAUAGGCGGCUCCUCCAGUGUAUUGAGCGGCCUUUGUCGAUGUGACAGAGCGAGGGGCGGGGCUUGACCAUCCCUCGCUAGGCUUGUUUUAGUCCUGCGGAGGAGCCUACCGGAAGUGCCGGCGUGAGGGGAUUCGGGGAAGCGGAGGUGAUUGAGAAUUGAGCAAAGCGUCCAGCAACCCAGCUCAGAUCUACCGGUUGCAGAAUGUCGUCUGAUGUAACAGAGGCACUAGAGGAGCCUGAAAACCUUUCCUAUGAAGAGUUGGAGGAGGAUGACAGUGUCAGCCCCACAGACUUGUCUGAGCUGCUCAAAGAAGGGACCAAGGAGUCACAUGAUCGGGCUGAAAACACUCAAUUUGUCAAAGAUUUCCUGAAAGGGCGCAUCAAGCGGGAGCUCUUCAAGCUGGGCACAGUGGCCCUCUACUUCACGUACUCUGCCCUGGAGGAGGAAAUGGAGCGCAACAAGGACCAGCCAGCCUUUACCCCCCUCUACUUCCCCCUGGAGCUGCACCGGCAGGAGGCCCUGGCCAAAGACCUGGAGUAUUUCUACGGGGAAGACUGGCGGGAGAAGAUCCAGUGUUCAGAGGCUACCCAGCGCUAUGUGGAGCGCAUCCAGCACGUUGGGCAGCACGAGCCCGAACUUCUGGUGGCCCACGCCUACACCCGCUACAUGGGAGACCUCUCGGGAGGGCAGGUGCUGAAGAAGGUGGCCCAGCGGGCACUGAGGCUGCCCAGCACUGGGGAGGGGAUCCAGUUCUAUGUCUUUGAGAACAUUUCCAACCCACAGCAGUUCAAGCAGUUCUACAGAGCCCGGCUCAACGCUCUGGACUUGGACAAGGGGACCAAGGAGAGGAUUGUUGGGGAGGCCAACAAGGCCUUUGAAUUCAACAUGCAGGUUUUUGAGGAACUGGACAAGAUUGGGGCUUUGUUAACAGAAGAAGCCCAAGAGGGCAGCCUCCCGGUGCAUGAUGGGAAAGGAGACCUGCAUAAGUGCCCCUACUAUGCUGCAAAACUCGCUGGCACUGAGGGCUCCAGCUGCCCCUGCCACCUGGCCUUGGCACUGCUGAAGCUGCCCACCAUCCAGCUGGUCCUGGCGGCCUGUGUUGCUGUUGCAGCAGGAGUUGCUGCUUGGUAUGUGAUGUGAGGCAGUGCACACUGCUGCUCCCUGGUGGCGGAAGGCGAUGGCGGCACUUGUUUAACAGGACUACUACUAUUUUCCACUGACUGGUGGAGUGAUUUAAUUGAGAAACCAUUAAACCCAAAUGCACAAUGAAUGAAUGAAUGAAUGGGGGAAAUGCCUGCCUGUCUGCACAUGAGGAACAUUUCAGUUGAUUAGCCAGUAACAUGGAGCUGGAGCCCCCGACUGGGCUGCUCUAUUAGCACAAUGGUUUGAAUGCCGAAGCUCUGCAUGGAGCCCUGGGGCUUUCCCGAGCAUGCAGCAGCUCUGCCCUGUUUGCCUUGUGCAGAUGGAGAGUGAGGUCUCGGCUACCAUGGGUGGGUUUGAACGGUUUGUCACUUCGGGAGGGGGUGGAGGGAGGCAGGAAGCAAGCCCUCUGCCCAUGCCCGCAACACCCUCCUGUUUUGUGGCAUUUCAGGUACAAAGUACAUGAACGGCUAACUUCCCAUUACUGAGGGAUCUUGUACAUAAGAGAAAUGCUAAUGGUUUAGUUUUCCUGUAACUUACGGACUGUGUUAAUGGCUCUGCCAUAAUAAAAUUUAUACUUUGGUGUCUUAAAA
Messenger RNA from Rhineura floridana, 1790 nucleotides. It is a transcript of the gene HMOX2, whose product is annotated as heme oxygenase 2. Lineage: Eukaryota; Metazoa; Chordata; Lepidosauria; Squamata; Rhineuridae. Gene Ontology annotation, biological process: response to oxidative stress; heme catabolic process; heme oxidation. The record is from RefSeq and is a predicted model, not a curated record. The transcript is spliced from 6 exons. The coding region runs from base 259 to 1197 and encodes 312 amino acids. Gene Ontology annotation, molecular function: heme oxygenase (decyclizing) activity; heme binding.